AUGACGUCAUCGGCGCGCGUCCUGGACGGAUUGAGCAUUUUUGGACAGGACUGUUUACGUUAUCAUCCAGCGGUGUGUAAGUGUCCCGUUUCAUUGUAAAAUCGGACAAGUGAGGAAACAGGCGAGGGGAGUAAGUGAGUAACGCGGGGAGUUAGUUGACACAAUCUGUGGACCUGUAGAACAGCAGCAACACAUGAGUUAAGGGGGCCAGCUUCGUUUAUGCUGACUAAGAAGGCUAUGCUGGAUAGAUUCAGACAGCAUUAAAGCUGGAGGGAAUAUGCCAGGAGUUCAAGAGGGGGGGUUGAGAAUCCUGCUACUACGCUUCUUGCUCCUGUCACCUUAAAUAAUGGAGGAGCCUCAUAUUCACUGCAUGUCCUGCAUAAGCAGAAGAUGCAUGGUCAAACCUGAACCUGGCACUUCCUGUGACCUCAUCAGCUGCCCUCUUGUGUGUGGUGCUGUCUUCCACUGCUGCAAGGCUAUUGAACACAAGCUGCUGUGCCCGCUUGAAAGGGUGCCAUGUCUUAACCAAAGCAUCGGAUGCCCUUUUACACUGGCCCGUGGCCAGAUGGCAGAGCACCUUGAGGUGUGUCCUGCAGGUGUGGUGUGCUGCACUAUGGAGUGGAAUAGGUGGCCAGUGAAUGAUGAAGAUUAUCGUUCGUAUGAGAGACUGAGUCAAGAAGCAGAUGAGGUGGAGCAGCUUGACAUGGCACUCGCCCUUCAGGACCAGCGCACCAUGUUAGCGUCACUCAAACUCGUCUCUCUGGCUCCCACCAGUGGCUCAGAGAACAAGACUCAGCCACCAAAACAAAGCGAAAAGCCUGGCAUAGUCUCAGUUGCUCAGGCUCCAUGUGUGCAGGUGGAGAGUGUUGAGAUGGAGCCUACGGCUGGCUGCUCAAAAGACAAGAUUUCCAAUGGGAUUAACGGUCUAAAAGAAGAACAUUAUGGGGAGCUCUACCAAACCACAGUAGAGACGACCAAAAGCCUGGCCGCAGCUCUCAAUGUCCUGAUCCACCUUAAUUCUUCAGAAACCGACGGUACAGCCACUAAUGCAUCAGCUGGACUUACAGAGCGCAAUGGUGAACUGAAUGAAAAGAUGAGGAUGAGAGAAGAUGCCAGGUUCAGUUGUGAUAAAAUAGCUAGUGGAGUCAAUGGCCUAAAGGAGGAGCUACAGCCUCAACAGCACCAGAAACUCAUGGAGCUUGGCAGAAGCUUGGCAUCUGCUCUCGGAUCACUAGGAGAUGCUGUCAAAGGCACUGAGACAAUUAAUGGUCCGAUAGUAAAUGACAGUGGUAUGCUCAUUCAGUCAGAAACCUUGGAGUCUGCAGAUGUUGAAAUGAAGGAUGUUAACUCGGCGGUUGAUGGUGAGUCUGGGGCUGUUGGGAGAUUUGAUGAUGGAGAAACCGCUUUAGAUGUUCUUGCUCAUGAGGCAACAGGUGAGUGUAGCCCAGUCAUGUUGGAAGACAUCGAUAGACAAGGGUUCUGUAAUGGCUCUCAUAGUAUUGUGGAUGACUUAAUGGAAUCGACCACUGAACACCAUCAAAACCCAGAGUCCCAAGGUUCUUGGGAAUUUGUUGGUCCUUUAAUUCCCCAUAGGCCAGAGAUCAGACAUGACCAACAAGCUUUCUUGAUCCAGGAGGCCUGUGGAUCACAAGCUCCAUUACUGCAGCAACCUAUACAUGCUCAGAUUUUGACCAUCCAGAGAGACAGUGCUGUACCAAUGAUGGCAUUGGAUUUUGAAGACAGGACUUUUGAGAGGAAACUCCAAAACCUUCAGUUGCUGCGCAACUUUAUGCCACUUGCACUCAAUGGACGGAAGGGACCAUUUACCGAAGUCUUUCCUCAUAGAAAUCCACAUUGCAAAAUGGAGGACAAAGCUGUGGACACAUCAGAUUUAGAUCAGGAACCAGUGGAUGACCCCAUGGGACUUGGCGAAAUUGACUUUACGGCAGCCGCUCUUCUGUUCUGCUUAGAAGAGUCGCCACGAGCUCGGAGGAUAUCGGACACAGUCUAUGGGUUUGGGGGCUCACGUGUUGACUUCGGCACCCAGACGUUUAGUUUCCCCGCUGCCAUCUUGGCAACAAGUACGAUGGUCGGCGAGGUUGCAUCCGCUUCUGCUUGUGAUCGAGCCGCUCCACGCCUUUCACAACCAAGUCCGUUUUGCACUCUACGGCUUGAUCUUACCUUGGAGCAGCUAGUUCCUCGCCCAAGCUGGGCCCCACGCGAGGGCUCCAUGUUUACCUUUGAGUGCGGCCAGCUCUUCCGUCGAGAAGAGUUCCUCUCACAUUUUCGCAAUGUUCAUGGAGAAAUACACUCUGGACUCAAUGGCUGGAUGGAGCACCGUUGUCCGUUAGCGUAUUAUGGCUGCACAUACUCCCAACGCAGAUUCUGCCCUAACAAUCAAGGCUCGAAGGUAGUUCAUGACCGCCACCUCAGGUCCUUCGGGGUGCAACCCAUUUCGGAACCUGUGACUCAACCCAAGUGUGAUCACCUUAGUGGAUUGCCGUUUGAAGUACUUCAACAUGUAGCACGAUUUCUGGAUGGCUUUAGCCUAUGUCAGCUGUCAAUGGUGUCUCGUACCAUGAGGGAUGUUUGCGCUAGUCUGCUGCAGACUCGUGGCAUGGUGGUAGUACAAUGGGAAAAGAAGCAAUAUUUGGAUGGAAGACGAACCUGGCAGAUAAAAGACAAGGUUUGGCGUUUCAGCACAGCCUUUAGUCCAGUUAACCGCUGGGAGUUUGCGGACAUCUCUAGCAUGUCAGACCAUCUGAAACGCUGCCCAUACAAUGAAGCUCUCCGGCAAGUGGAGGCGGUUCCUCUGCCCUGCAUGUGCACGACCAGAGAGCUAACACGAGACGGCAGAUCGCUUCGAUCAGUUCUCAAACCAGUAUCAUAA
Messenger RNA from Carassius auratus (goldfish), 2890 nucleotides. RefSeq names its product F-box only protein 30-like. The record is from RefSeq and is a predicted model, not a curated record. Lineage: Eukaryota; Metazoa; Chordata; Actinopteri; Cypriniformes; Cyprinidae. The transcript is spliced from 4 exons. The coding region runs from base 347 to 2890 and encodes 847 amino acids. Gene Ontology annotation, molecular function: protein binding; zinc ion binding; ubiquitin protein ligase activity.